Molecule: messenger RNA, 1408 nt
Organism: Porites lobata
Lineage: Eukaryota; Metazoa; Cnidaria; Anthozoa; Scleractinia; Poritidae
Source: the annotation of a GenBank genome assembly
AUGUUUAUGGUCUCCUUCGAUGUUGAAAGCCUCUUCACCAACAUACCUCUAGAUUAUUGUAUUAACCUUGCCGUCAAAUAUAUUACUGAGGGUAAUCCAGGGUUGAAACUUAGUAAAAAUGAGCUUAAAAGGCUGUUUGAGUUUGCUACCAAAGAAACUCACUUCCUUUUCAAAAGUAAAUUCUAUGAUCAGGUGGAUGGUGUAGCCAUGGGGUCCCCCCUUGCCCCUGUUCUCGCCAAUCUCUUUAUGGGUCACCAUGAGAAUAUAUGGUUGGAUCAAUACGGGGAUUCAGAGGUAUUAUUCUAUCGUCGCUACGUAGACGAUACAUUUUGCCUUUUCCACUCUGAACGGGAUGCAACCCUUUUCUUCAAUUACAUCAACAAUCAACACCCCAAUAUGGAGCGGGAAACUGACCAUGUUUUACCUUUCCUAGAUGUUCUAAUCAACAACACUGACCCACACCACCGUUUAGCGGAAAAAGACUUUCACAGGUCUGCUCACCAGUUAUCUGAGUUUUUGCCCCUUACCUACAAAUUGGGGUUAAUCAAAAUCUUGAUUCAUAGAACUUUUAAGAUAAACAACACUUGGAUGGGGUUCCAUACUGACCUUCAAAAAUUGUCUGUCAUUCUGUGGAGGAAUCUCUACCCUGAGAACCUUAUGAACAAAUAUAUUUCUAAAUAUAUUCAGACAGCAGUCAAGGGAGGGAAAACACAGCCCUAUUCAGGAGUCGAGCCCCAGGAAACACCUAAGUUCUUCUUUAAAAUCCCUUACGUUGGGCACUUCUCAGUCACGGCACAGAGGAGUAUACGCAAACUUGCUAACCGGCUAUGUAAACCUAUUGAUUUAAGGUUACUUUCAAAGUCAGGAAUCUUUUUAAUGUGAAAGAUGCUGUCCCUGAGGGGCUACGCACGCGUGUGGUCUAUAAAUUCAAUCUCGGCGAUUUUAUUGAAAGGAAGCGUAACUCUUUUGAAUCAGAAAAUUGAAAGGUAUGUUAGCACUAAUUUGUCUUUAAUCUUCGUGGAAAGUCCCCCAAAAAUAUCUGGAAAACGAGAGAAUUAUUCACGCAUCGCAAAUAUAAAAAAAUACAAUUCAUUUGCUUUGGGUGUUUUUCUGAAAUCCUACUAGACACCGAAGUAAUUCAUUGAAGGCGCUUUCCUUCUGAAAACAUAAAUAUCUUUGUCUGCAAAAUAUAACUAUUCAUAUGUUUCAAGUUUCGCACAGACAUUUUAUCUUUUCUUUGUCUAGUUGAAAGACGCGUUGCAAGAGAAUUUAGAGCUCAACUGAUUAAUUUAAGUCAUCAAACUUUGUUUGCCCAGCAUUAAAUCGAGUGAUGACACUACGCACGCGUGUGGUCUAUAAAUUUUCGUGUGCAAGUUGUAAUGCUUGUUAUGUUGGUGAAACCAGCUGA